Molecule: messenger RNA, 1490 nt
Organism: Contarinia nasturtii (swede midge)
Lineage: Eukaryota; Metazoa; Arthropoda; Insecta; Diptera; Cecidomyiidae
Product: esterase B1-like
Exons: 8
Coding region: 100-927 (275 amino acids)
Source: RefSeq, a predicted model, not a curated record
AAUGAUGACUGUAUUCAACCAGAUUUCGAACAAAAUAUCUACAUUGGAUCCGAAGAUUGUUUGCAUCUGAACGUUUAUGUGCCGGCCAAAUGUUCGGAGAUGAGUCCAGCAAAAAUUAAAUUACCUGUCAUGGUAUAUAUUUAUGGUGGUGGGUUUGAAUUUGGCACUGCACGAUUUUAUGGGCCAGAUUUUUUGAUGGACACAAAUGUCAUUGUGGUAACUUUCAAUUAUAGAGUGGGUCCGUUUGGUUUUUUAUCUUUAAAUUUACCCGAAUACUCCGGUAAUAUGGGAAUGAAAGACCAAGUACUUGCGUUGAAAUGGGUUUAUGAAAAUAUUGCACAAUUUGGCGGUGAUAAAAAUCAAAUCACCUUGUUUGGCCACAGUGCAGGUGCCGCAUCGGUUCAAUUGCAUAUGGUUUCACCGCAGUCAAAGCAUCUCUUUCAAAGGGCUAUUUUGAUGAGUGGUUCGGCAUUAAAUCCAUUUUUACCGGCAAAAACUGAACACUCCACAAUUAUAAAGAACUUGGCUGAAGAUUUCAAUCAUACCAUUCGAAAUGAAAGUAAUCUCAUUGGAUUCUUGAAUAAAAUCGAUGGAAAGAUGUUGUACAAAAAUACCAACAUCGGCAUAUUCACCGAUCACGUGGGACGGAAAGGAUUCAAUCGCCAAUGGUCUGUGUUUAUUGAAGAUCAAAACGCAAAUAAUCCAUUUCUGAUAGAAACACCUCUAAACAUUUUCACGAAUUCAAACUAUGAGAGUAAUUUGGCCACACUGUUCAGCAGUUCGCCUAAGGAAAUUGUGCUCGACGCAGAACAGAUGCACCCAGAACUUAUAGAAAACUUUGACAAAGUCUUCGAAAUGGAUUUGCCGUUACAGUUGUCUAUAGACUUUGAGUCAGAGGUGUAUAAAAAUAUUUCGGAAAACACGUAACUAAAGACAAAUUGGACAUGCUCAUGACAGACAUAACAUUUUUAUAUGGAAUUGAUUUGAGUGCGCGCAUUCAAGCGGUGAAGUCAAAACAAUCCACAUUUGUUAGCAAGUUUUCAGCAGAGAAUGAUUGGAAUUUAAGUGAUAGAAAAUGGAAAGAAAGCAAUUUUACCACUAAAUACAUGGCUCAUGCUGAUCAACUCUACUAUUUAUUCCGAUUUUCUGCGGACACUCCUGAUCAAGUGUAUCAAAAUUUAAGAGACGAGAACUCGAUGCAACGACAAUUAAUCAGAGAUGUGUCCAAUUUUUAUGCCAAUUUUGCAAAAUUUGGAAAUCCAAUUCCACGGAAUGAGCUACCCGAGUCAAAAAAACAAGAAUCAACCAAUCUAAGCUACUAUGAUAUUACAAACGAUGGUAUUACUUUAAAAGUUGCUUCAAACCGUGAACGAAUCACAUUUUGGGAUAAUAUUUUCGACGAAUUCAAAACACAAUGGAACAUAAACUUCAAUUUUUCAUCUGUUUAUCAUUGAAUUUUGUAAUAUUCUCAUCUCAUAUACAAGAAUAAC